AAAAACAAGACCAAAGAAAUGACCAAUGCAGUUACAAAUAUAAUGACAUGGUUUAUGGAUGAGGUAACAGAUAUCCUCUAUCCAGCCAUAAUGGAAUAUGAAGAGAGAAAAAUAACCGAGAGAGAUAUGAGAGACAAGGAGGGCAGUGCCAAAAAGUGUGUCUGCACAGGCAGAAAGAUAACACCCAGCAGCUCACCAGGAUGUGGGAAGAAAGGGAAUAGAGGAAAAUUAACCUCACUUUGUUCUCAACACGCACCUGGCCUGUCUCCAACUCUUGGUAGAGAGGUUUGGGAAGACAAUCUUCCCAAACCUGAACCGGCAGCAGUACCUCCUCGUCCGGCUAAUCAUCUCUCCUGUUUGCGCUGGGACAGUGUGUGCAUGGCACAAAAAGAUGGCCAAUUAGAAACCCAUCUCAUUAGGGAAGAUAUUUCUUCUGAUGUCUCACAAGAUCGCCCUAAAACAGGCAUGCUUAGAAAGUUGUUAUCAACGAUCAAUGCCCAGAAACGAGUGCUUGGUUCUGGGGAACAGGUCCAAAGGGAAGGGCAAAUGCCACGACAGGUUCAGGUCCCCGAGCUUGCAAACCCCCACUCAGGGGGCAUCAGAAAG
Molecule: messenger RNA, 606 nt
Organism: Alligator sinensis (Chinese alligator)
Lineage: Eukaryota; Metazoa; Chordata; Crocodylia; Alligatoridae
Exons: 2
Source: RefSeq, a predicted model, not a curated record